UUUUCACACCUCACCAUGCCAUGCUACUCGCUACUCGGCCGCAAAUUUCCCUUGCUCAAUGUUCAGAGGGCCCACCUGUCUGUCGGAGUUGUGGUUGGCCUAUUGACACUCGAUGCCUCUGCUAACAAGGCUGAAGCGGACGUGAUGCUACUGUACUUAACGCAAUUUGGAUAUAAAGCAGGAGCUGCUCCAGGCCUAUCAUCCUCCUCUCAGUUCUCACACGGGCUCUCUGUGAAGAUGAAGAGGCGCUGCUGCGCCAUGAAGAACCAGCUGCAGCUGGGGCUGCCUCUCGUGUUGGAGAUCCUGGUGUUGUUUGCCGCUCUUCUUGGCAGUGCGCAAUGCCAGAGCUCCCAGGGCGGCGAUGGUGGUGGUGGUGGCGCCGCCGCUAACCUCACGGUGGUGGGCGCCGUCUUCUGUGACGCCUGCUCCUCCAGUUCCUUCUCCAAAAGCAGCUACUUCUUGCCAGGUGUUAAAGUUCGACUGGACUGCAUGAUCAAAGUGAACUCGAAUUCCAAGGAGGAGAUCAAGAUCACGGCCGAGAAGGUGACCAACAGCUACGGCGCCUACCAGCUGGACAUCCCGGCGAUCGACGGCUUCGAGUGCGCCGCGCCCGGUGCGACCGCCGCGGAGUCCUUCUGCCGGGCGGCCGUGCUGGACAACCCGUCCGCGCUGUGCAACGUGCCGGCCGUGACCACCACCGUCGGCCACAUCUCCUUCCCGAGCCACGAGCCCAACGCCUGUUUCUACAGCCUCAACUCGCUCUACUACCGCCCCAGCAAGCGGGGCCCGGCUCAGUGCGACGGCGGUGGCGCCGGCGUGUCGCCUGCGGCGCUGAACACUUCGCUGUUCUACUGCCCGCCGUGGCCGUGGCCGCCUAUCCCAUUCUGCACGCCGCGGUCGUGGUUCCCGCCCAUUCCGUUCUUCACCCCGCCGCCUCCGGCGUUCCCGUUCCCGCUGCCGCCGAUCCCGUUCUUCACCCCGCCGUCGCCUCCACCACCGGCGUUCCCUUUCCCACUACCACCAUGGCCAUGGUCGCCACCGUCGCCUCCGCCGUCACCGUCAUUCCCGUUUCCUCAUCUGCCGCCGAUCUUUACAACACCAUCGCCUCCGCCACCGCCGCCGCCAGAAUUCCCGUUCCGUAUACCACCACUCCCACAGCUGCCUCCUCUCCCUCGCUUCCCACCACUACCAUCACUGUAUUCACCGCCACCUCCUCCACCUCCACCACCACCUCCGCCGCCGUCGUUCCCGUGGACAUUUCCGCCGUUACCUUUCUUCCCUCCUGGUUCUUCAGGGCCAUCUCCUCCACCUUUGAGUCGUUCUCGUAAAGAUCCAGGCACUUGGUCUCCUUCCAAUAAACAACCAUAAAUAAAGUAAAUAAUAGUUGCCUCCUGGGAAGGAUAAUGUGCAAUGCAAAACUCUGUGUUACAUGGAUUUUUUUUUUCUUUUUUACAUCUCCUGAGCUGUAUGAACACGAAUGUAAGUUUCUGCCUGCGCCCAAUACGUAUAUGUAUACAUAAAAUUUCUAGGUUCUAAACAUAGGACUUUAUGCAAUGCAAUGCAAACUCGCCGUAGCUUAUUCAGUUGUUGUUUAUUUAUUCUUUUUUUAGGACUUGUUCAGUUGUUCUAUUUUUGGCAGUGUGCAAUCAGGACUCCAAUGCAAACUCAAAACAGAUUUGGAAGCCUUCAACUGGUUGAUUA
Sorghum bicolor (sorghum) is the source of this 1701-nucleotide messenger RNA. Its product is annotated as extensin. The coding region runs from base 16 to 1368 and encodes 450 amino acids. The record is from RefSeq and is a predicted model, not a curated record. The transcript has 2 exons. NCBI's taxonomy places the organism in Eukaryota, Viridiplantae, Streptophyta, Magnoliopsida, Poales, Poaceae.